AGAAAAGGGAAAGAAAACGGUGAAGCAAAAAGGGGGCAAAGAACAGGUAAAGGUGGAGCUAAGGAAGGAAGCUGGCAAUAAAGGGGCAACAAAAGAAACUGGGAAAUUAGUAAAGAGGAGGAUUAGGCAAGGAACGAGGAGAGGGGCCCGGGGUUUCCCCGGCGCCGAGGAGGAGGCUCCCGUGCCUCACAGGGCGUCCGGAGGGGCGGUCUGUUCCCGCUCCGUCCCAAAUCUCGAGGAAACGAAACCGCGGCUCUGCGCCCGCCCCGCGGCGCCUCCACCUCCCGGAGCCGCACGCGUUCGCAGGUGCCACCACAGCUGUGCCCCAGCCCCAGGCAUGCAGUCGCCGCUUCCGCCCUACGAGGUGCUGCCGACCGACGUGAGCAUGGAGGAGAUGCCCCGCAGCACCACGGUGGUGGUGGAGGAGACGCGGCAGCAGGAGCAGCAGCCGCCGCCGCGGGACCACCUGGUGUGGUCCCUGUUCACCACCCUGUACGGCAACUUCUGCUGCCUCGGCCUCCUGGCAUUCGUCUUCUCCGUCAAGUCCAGGGACCGCAAAGUGCUCGGUGACUACAGCGGGGCCCUGAGCUACGGCUCCACGGCCAAGUACCUGAACAUCACGGCCCUGGUGAUCAACAUCGUCAUCGUCAUCCUCGUCAUUGUCUUCGUCUCCCUGGCCUUAGCCGGGGUCUUCAGCCCCCGCCACCCCCCGUACCACCCGUACGGGGGAUACGGGUACGGCCGCAGCUAA
Messenger RNA from Melozone crissalis (California towhee), 751 nucleotides. RefSeq names its product dispanin subfamily A member 2b-like. Gene Ontology annotation, biological process: defense response to virus; response to interferon-beta; type I interferon-mediated signaling pathway. Gene Ontology annotation, cellular component: plasma membrane. Bases 338 to 751 code for a protein of 137 amino acids. The transcript is spliced from 2 exons. Lineage: Eukaryota; Metazoa; Chordata; Aves; Passeriformes; Passerellidae. The record is from RefSeq and is a predicted model, not a curated record.